AUGUCUGAUAUUCUGACAGGAAAGGAUGAAGCUAAGCCAUAUGCUCUCGGAGCACCUGCCCAGGGAAAAUAUUUUUGGAUACAGUUCCUACCACAAUUACAGAGAAUGAUGCUCAGUGCCCUCAAUCCACUCACAGUUCUAGUCUCGGAACAGGGACACUUUCGAAUUUGUUUGUGCAAAUAUCAUUCUUGUGUUCAUGUUUUGUUUUUACAAUAUUUCAUAAAUAGCCAAUGCUUCCAAAGCGUAUCGACAUUGCCUCCAUUACAGACGGACAGAAAAGAAAACUCCUUUGGGAUUGGUAAAAUCUUUUACGAUGAAGACGUGCCCCGCGUCCGAAUAAUCGAGGAGGAACAAUUGUUAACCCAGAAAGACUACUAUGAUGUUCUCUACCUCCACAACAUGCGCAAAGAAUACCGUCUUAAUCUGAAAACGAGGCAGUGUGAUGUGACAGCUUUGACACGCCCCUUCCGUCCUUUCGGAGUUCCUCCAAUGGCAAACUUCACUGGUGAAGCUACCAUCGGAUCUCCUGGUAUUCCUGGAGAAUAUAUUAUCAUCGAGAACUUUAAUGGGCAAUUCUCAGAUGGAGAUAAAUUCUUUGGUUAUGUCACAAACCCAGACUGUAUCCCUGUAGCUAAUGGACUUUUCAGCGAGAAAUAUGGAUUUAUAAUGAAUUCAUUUUUUGAUAUCACCAUUGGAGUGUCAGAUGUCAAUGCUUUUAUCCCGCCAAGAGAAUGCACAGGAAAAUGAACUGAAAUACAAUUUAUAUCAUUUGUAUAAAAUAUUAAUAUGUAUUUUUUGAUGAAGUAAUAAAUCGU
Molecule: messenger RNA, 815 nt
Organism: Ostrea edulis (European flat oyster)
Lineage: Eukaryota; Metazoa; Mollusca; Bivalvia; Ostreida; Ostreidae
Product: mammalian ependymin-related protein 1-like
Exons: 4
Coding region: 1-747 (248 amino acids)
Biological process (GO): cell-matrix adhesion
Cellular component (GO): extracellular region; lysosome
Molecular function (GO): calcium ion binding
Source: RefSeq, a predicted model, not a curated record